AUGUCCAAAGCAGCAGCUUCACCAGUCGUCCUUAUACUUGGCGCAGGUGCCAACAUUGGUGCCCAUGUCGCUCGCUCCUUUGCAGCAAAAGGGUACCGUGUCGCUUUAACGUCGAGGACUUCUCGAGCUCAGGAGACGACCGAUGACGGAGACCUUCACCUCCAAGGCGAUCUCGCAGACCCUGGGUCCGUCGCUGGCAUCUUUGCGAAAGUACAAGAUCUUCUCGGUCUGCCUAGCGUGGUGGUCUAUAAUGCUGCAAUGGCCACUCCGAACCCACCACAAGAUCCACUCUCGGUCUCUAUCCCCGUCCUCAGCCGUGACCUCAACGUCAAUACUCUCAGCGUCCUGGCUGCUGCCCAUGAAGCAGUUCUAUCCUUUGAAAAGCUACCCCCAAGUGCCUCACGCACCUUCAUCUACACGGGUAACAGGCUCAACAUCGCUCCGAUCUUGUCGCUCCUCAGUUUGGGCAUAGGAAAAUCCGCUACGGCGCACAUAAUCUCCUCGGCUUCACUGGCGUACAAAGAUAAAGGCUAUAGAUUCUACUAUGCUGACGAGCGGACGUCUGAGGGAUCACCAGUUGGAGGAGCAGUUGAUGGAAGCGCACAUGGGGAGUUCUAUGUGAAUCUGGCUGAAAGUGAGACGCAGGGUCCUUGGUUAGCGACCUUUGUGAAGGGGAGUGGCUAUGUGAAGUUUUUGUAG
Molecule: messenger RNA, 699 nt
Organism: Letharia columbiana
Lineage: Eukaryota; Fungi; Ascomycota; Lecanoromycetes; Lecanorales; Parmeliaceae
Exons: 3
Coding region: 1-699 (232 amino acids)
Source: RefSeq, a predicted model, not a curated record